AUGUCCUCAGUCAGUGAAGUGAAUGUUGAUAUCAAAGAUUUCCUAAUGAGCAUUAAUUUGGAGCAGUACCUCUUACGCUUCCGCGAAUUUGGUUUUAAUAAUGUAAGGGACUGUGCAGAAAUAAAUGACAGCGUGCUCCUCAAAGUUGGAAUAUCACCUACAGGACACCGGAGGAGGAUACUUAAACAGUUACAGAUAAUCCUGUCAAAAAUGCAAGAUAUCUCAAUAUAUGCAAAUGUUCAUAAAACAAAGAAGAAUGAUGAGGCUUCAGAGGAUCACCAUGCUCCAUCUUCUCGGAAUACCUGCCUAGAACUUUCAGAUUCACACAGUGUUCAGACACCCAGCCCAACGCAGCUGGAGACUGUUACAAGAAGUCUUGAUCAAAAUGAGGUUAGUGUGGAAAAUAGCCAGUCUUUUAAAUCAGAUGAUAAGCUGACUCUUCCUACAUACAACUUUCCCAUUCCGGAAGAAGAACCACACCUGAAUUCAGAUUCUUUUCAAGGUUCUUUAUUUGGUAGUGAAAUUACUGACGUAGAAUCUUUGACUGCACAAAAGACUGUCGACUGUACAACCGGAGAAGAACAAACAAAAAAAGUUGAUUUGAUCUCAGAAAAUGUGAGCAAGCUUCCUAGUGCAGACCCUGAAUUCCUUUCUUCCCCUGACUGUUCAGUAUCAGAAGCAAAUUCUGGAAAUGGAACUAAUCGUUUAUUAGAAAGCUCACCACCAUCCCCAUUCUUUCAAUUUCAAGGAGAAAUGGUUGUAAAUGAUUUGUAUGUUCCGUCAUCGCCAGUCCUAACACCUAUGAGAAGUCAUAGCAAGUUGGUUUCAAGACCAUCUCGAUCUUUUCUGCUAAGACAUCGGCCUGUACCAGAGAUUCCAGGGUCAGCAAAAGGAAUUUCAGGGAGCUAUUUCCGUGAGAGAAGAAAUGUUCCUACCUCAACUGGAAAAUCUAUGACACAGCAAAAUACGAAUGAGGAGAAUUCAUCUUCCAUUUUCCCUUAUGGAGAAACCUUUCUCUUCCAGAGACUAGAAAAUUCCAAGAAGAGAUCCAUAAGGAAUGAAUUUUGGACCCAGGAAGAAACACUCAAAGGGGAAACAACUACUGAAAGAAACUCAUUUUUUGUCAAAUCAAGCGUAUAUGAUAACAGGAUGGAGAAUGUAAGUGAAGACAAAGUAGAAGAUAUUUGGAUACCUCGAGAGGACAAAAACAAUCUUCCUAUAGACUCUGCUUCGGAAUCAGAAUAUUCAACAGUAGAAGAAUGCUUUCAGAGUUUAAGAAGAAAACAUUCAAAGCCAUCUAAAUCUAGGACUCAAAAAGCAGUGAAUUUGGCCUCUGUUAAUAGGCACAGUUAUCCACUAAGCUCAACAAGUGGAAAGGCUGAUUCAUCAAUCAUUUCCUCAAACGUAAUAUCUCCCUAUGCCUGUUUUUAUGGAUCAUCUGCAAGAAAGGUUAAAUCGGGAUGGCUUGACAAACUCUGUCCCCAAGGAAAACGCAUGUUUCAGAAGAGAUGGGUGAAAUUUGAUGGCCUUAGCAUUUCUUAUUACAAUAACGAUAAGGAGAAGUAUUCAAAAGGAAUAAUUCCCCUUUCUGCUAUAUCUACGGUACGAGUUCAAGGAGACAACAAAUUUGAAGUUGUUACAACACAAAGAACUUUUGUUUUUAGAGUAGAAAAAGAAGAGGAGAGAAAUGACUGGAUCAGCAUACUGUUAAAUGCACUGAAGUUACAGGCCCUUUCCUCACAGUCUCAAGGAGCUGUUGCACCUGAGAAAUGUGGAUAUCUUGAACUGAGAGGCUAUAAAGCUAAAAUUUUUACUGUGUUAAGUGGAAACAGUGUGUGGCUUUGCAAAAAUGAACAGGAUUUUAAGAGUGGACUUGGUAUUACCAUAAUUCCUAUGAAUGUAGCAAAUGUAAAGCAAGUGGACCGAACUGUGAAACAGUCUUUUGAAAUAAUCACUCCCUAUAGGAGUUUUAGCUUUACAGCCGAGUCUGAAAAAGAGAAACAAGAGUGGAUUGAAGCUGUGCAGCAAUCGAUAGCAGAAACUCUCUCUGAUUAUGAAGUAGCUGAGAAGAUUUGGUUCAAUGAGUCCAACAGGAGCUGUGCAGAUUGUAAAGCCCCAAAUCCUGACUGGGCAUCCAUCAAUCUCUGUGUUGUCAUCUGUAAGAAGUGUGCAGGGCAACAUAGAUCUUUAGGACCAAAAGAUUCCAAGGUUAGAAGUCUGAAAAUGGAUGCCAGCAUUUGGAGCAAUGAACUCAUUGAGCUUUUUAUUGUCAUUGGAAACAAAAGAGCUAAUGACUUUUGGGCUGGUAGUCUUCAAAAAGAUGAAGAAUUACAUGUGGACUCUCCAGUAGAAAAGAGAAAAAACUUUAUCACUCAGAAAUACAAAGAAGGAAGAUUCAGAAGAACCCUUUGGGCAUCUCUUACCAAGGAAGAAUUAAAUAAGGCUUUGUGUGCUGCUGUGGUGAAACCAGAUGUUCUGGAAACAAUGGCUUUGCUGUUCAGUGGAGCAGAUGUCAUGUGUGCAACAGGUGACCCUGAGCAUAGCACCCCCUAUCUGCUGGCCAAGAAGGCAGGGCAGAGUCUGCAAAUGGAAUUUCUCUACCAUAACAAAUUCUCAGAUUUCCCUCAACAUGACAUACAUUCUGAAGGUGGAUUAAGUCAGGAGUCUUCCCAGUCCACGUUUCUCUGUGACUUUUUGUAUCAGGCUCCUGCUGCAGCUUCCAAACUCUCUUCAGAAAAAAAACUGCUGGAAGAGACAAAUAAAAAGUGGUGUGUUCUGGAAGGAGGCUUCUUGAGUUACUAUGAAAAUGAUAAGUCUACCACGCCUAAUGGCACCAUUAAUAUCAAUGAAGUUAUCUGCCUGGCUGUACACAAAGAAGACUUCUGUUUAAAUACCGGGCCCAUCUUUACCUUCGAGAUCUAUUUACCCUCAGAACGUGCAUUUUUAUUUGGAGCUGAAACAUCUCAAGCUCAAAGAAAAUGGACAGAAGCAAUAGCCAAGCAUUUUGUUCCCUUUGUUGCUGAAAACUUAACAGAAGCUGACUAUGAUUUGAUUGGUCAACUCUACUACAAAGACUGCCACGCCCUGGAUCAGUGGAGAAAAGGCUGGUUUGCUAUGGACAAAUCUAGUUUGCGUUUUUACCUUCAAAUGCAAGAAGGUCAGGAGGAUAGAAUGCACUUAAGAAGACUGCAAGAACUAACAAUUAGCACAAUACUUCAAAAUGGGGAAAAAUUGGAUGUCUUGCUCUUGGUAGAAAAAGGGAGAACAUUAUAUAUCCAUGGGCAUACCAAGUUGGAUUUCACAGUCUGGCAUACUGCAAUUGAAAAAGCAGCAGGUACAGAUGGGAAUGCAUUACAAGAUCAGCAGCUCAGCAAAAAUGACGUUCCCAUUAUCGUGAACAGCUGUAUAGCAUUUGUUACACAGUAUGGUUUAGGGUGCAAAUAUAUCUAUCAAAAGAAUGGUGAUCCUUUACAUGUAAGUGAACUCCUGGAGAGUUUCAAAAAGGAUGCAAGAAGCUUUAAAUUGAGGGCUGGAAAACAUCAGCUUGAAGAUGUGACGGGCGUAUUGAAGAGUUUUCUCUCUGACAUUGACGACGCACUUCUUACUAAGGAGCUCUAUCCAUAUUGGAUCUCUGCCUUAGAUACCCAAGAUGACAAGGAAAGAAUUAAAAAAUAUGGAGCAUUUAUACGUACUCUUCCUGGGGUCAACCGAGCAACGUUGGCAGCUAUAAUUGAACACCUUUAUAGGGUUCAGAAAUGCUCAGAAAUCAAUCACAUGAAUGCCCACAAUUUGGCCUUGGCUUUUUCCUCCUGUUUGUUUCAAACUAAGGGACAAACUAGUGAAGAAGUGAAUGUAAUUGAGGACUUAAUUAAUAAUUAUGUUGAAAUAUUUGAGGUUUCCCAGGCUGGAGAUUUGUUAAUUGAAGUAUAUGUGGAAAGGAAGGAACCUGACUGCAGUAUUAUAAUUCGGAUAUCUCCCGUGAUGGAAGCAGAAGAAUUAACUAAUGACAUAUUAGCAAUAAAAAAUAUAAUUCCUACAAAAGAUGAUAUCUGGGCCACAUUUGAAGUCAUAGAAAAUGAAGAGCUUGAGCGCCCUCUUCACUACACAGAAAAUGUGUUGGAACAGGUGCUUCAGUGGAGUUCAUUAGCUGAACCUGGAUCUGCUUAUCUUGUGGUGAAGAGAUUCUUAACCAUUGACACAGUUAAACACUAUAAUGAGAGGAAGGCCCUGGAAAGUAUCAAAGAGGGAGUCUUGAAAAUCAAAGAAGAACCAUCUAAAAUACUCUCUGGAAAUAAGUUUCAAGACCGGUAUUUUGUUUUACGAGAUGGGUAUCUCUUUCUUUACAAGGAUAUGAAGAGUAGUAAACCUGACAAAAUGUUUUCUGUCAGUUCAAUGAAGUUUUAUCUUGGAGUAAAAAAGAAGAUGAAGCCUCCAACAAGUUGGGGAUUGACGGCAUAUUCUGAAAAACAUCUCUGGCACCUGUGUUGUGAUAGUUUACAAACUCAGAUGGAGUGGAUGGCCAAUGUCUUUAUCGCCCAGCAUGAAAAUGAUAUAUGGCCACCAGCUGGAAAGGAAAGAAAACGUUCUAUAACCAAAACUCCCAAAAUUGGAGGUUUGCCUCUAAUUCCCAUCCAGCAUGAGAAAAAUGCAACCCAAGACUGGAGAGAUAUUGAGAGUGCAAAAGCAGAACUCGAAAGGCUACGGCUCAGUGCAAAGCGUGACCAAGAGCCUGGGGAUGGCACCUUAAAGGAGAGAGCCUCCAUCGUGUCCCAGUGCCUGGAGCACAAGGAUGAGAAACUUCGAAAUCGAACCAGAAAACAUUGGAGUUUCAACUGUCUGGAGGACACAGAGGCUGAGGUCCUUCAAGGGCAACAGAAAGGCCAUAAAGGCCUAAAGACAUUGAGGAAGACUGAGGACAGGAAUGGCAAAGCUACUUUGGACUCUAAUAAUAAGUUACCACCAAAGGUCAUUGAAGAGCUUAAUGUGGUUCUACAGCGGUCAAGAGCCCUUCCAAAAGAGUUACAGGCUGAGCAGAUGGUGCAAAAAUAAAUAAAAUGACUUGUCUUGCAAAUUAUUUUUUUAAAUAUUGUAUACAAUGUAUGUGUGCAAACCAGA
Molecule: messenger RNA, 5115 nt
Organism: Eubalaena glacialis (North Atlantic right whale)
Lineage: Eukaryota; Metazoa; Chordata; Mammalia; Artiodactyla; Balaenidae
Gene: ARAP2
Product: ArfGAP with RhoGAP domain, ankyrin repeat and PH domain 2
Exons: 31
Coding region: 1-5049 (1682 amino acids)
Biological process (GO): signal transduction; positive regulation of GTPase activity
Molecular function (GO): phosphatidylinositol-3,4,5-trisphosphate binding; protein binding; GTPase activator activity
Source: RefSeq, a predicted model, not a curated record